AGCGAGCGCUCGCUGCCAUUGUUGAGAAGCUCUCAACAACAGCUUAAGUCCGCCCGCCGUGUCGAGCCUUAGAGCAAGGCACAGAGCAAGGCAUCUCGUUCAUUCAUGCCUGAACCAUCGCAGGAGGGGGAAAAAAAUGAAGUCGCCAAGAUUCCAUGUUCGUUUAGCGUAGGCCUACACCACCGACCACGGAACCUGCACGAAAUCAACAGUGCUACUGAAUGUUUCAGUUGUUGGGAAUUCCGAAAAGUCUUCGCAAUCAACAAAUUUUCACCACAGAAAAUCCCCAGGGAUAUUCCAUAUCCCGGGGAUUUACACCCAGCGUGUGGCUUCGAGGAAAAGAGCACUCAAUCAUUUGGCAUCCAUUGCCUGUUUCAUUCUGACACCUUUGGCUGUUGCUUGAUUUGGAGUUGGGAAAUGCUUUAGCAGGCGUCGUCUCCACUGCAGCAAUCCUACUACCACGACAAGGAACACUCGAUUGUCGAUGAGCAUUCGAUGAGACUAGAACGACAACUUGCUCCGAUCUUGCUCUGCGGCUGAACAUGCAGCGUUCUUCUCUUAGUGCUAUAACGGGCGUGAGUAUCAGGGUUCGUCUUUCGGCCAUAGCGUCUUGAACAAAGACUAAGCGGUCCACUUCUUGAGGUCAUUCCGCAAUAUCACCGAACAAUGGCGCUAUCAAUGACUUUAUUGAUCGGCAAUCCUGUUGAAAAGGAGUGGACUAAACUGACAGCGCAGUACAUCUAGAACCAUGGUAGGACACAUCCAUCCAGCACCGCGUCUUUACGUGUGGCGGGGUGUACAUAGUUGGGAUUACUCGUUGGCUGCAGGAGGAAUGGAAACAUAACUUGGCCAAAUCAACAGUGUGUACCCAGCGAAGCCAAAUGAAACUAUUGAGCGGGAAAACACGUCUCAGCUUAGCUGCGUGCGCUGUUCUUGUGGUCAUCAUUUUCAGCACAAAGCAAGUACAGCGGCUUCACCCUUGGAAUCCCAGGACAAUUGCAACAUCCGAGCCAUUGGUUACAGAUCGCAAAAAUCCCCGACUUGACAGCAUGGAGACUCCCCGUCUGCCCGUCAUAUCAUCUGUCAGUGAUGGUUUCACAGGCCCAACAGCCGCCCAUCAACCAGCCAAUGGUAACCCACGUGUCAACCCACAUCAGGACCUAUUGGAUAGCGGGAGCUCGCGUAGUAAGUCUCCUGCGCAUGCGCCGGCCUCGGGGAGCAGCAGCCAUUCUACACCUCAGAGAAGAGUCGUCCUGACAACAACCAACUCCGGAUUCCUGGAUUUCACCGAGAAUGUCCUGAGGAGCAUUGUUCAAACGGGUGCUCCCGCAAACAUGACGAUAGUUGCCGAAGACGAGGAGGCGUUUCGUGUGCUUUCAGAGACCGGUGACAAAAUGUACCAAGGACUGCACGUUAUCAAACCAGAGUCGGGCGAGCUACCUUCCAAAGGAGCGGCCAUCGACUUCGGGACAAACGAGUACGUGAACUUCAUCAAUCGUAGAGCAAAGUAUGUGUUGGGAUUCAUACAGCAAGGGUUUGAUUUGUUCUUCGUGGAUGUGGACACUUACUGGUUCCGAGACCCGUUUCCUUACUUUGAAGGUGAUUUUGACGUUGCCUUGAUUCGGGAUUCCCCCAAAUGGGGUCCUUACAAUGGUGGUUGCAUGUACUACAGGCCUACAGAACGGACAGUGCAGUUGCUCAAGACAUGGAUUCGGGCCAUGGAAACGCAGACUAAACACGAGCAAGACCAAGCCAUUCUGAAUCAAAUCAUUAGAAAAAAGAAAGUCCCGAGGCUGAGGAUACGACAUCUACUGGACAAGAACUUCCCAGGUGGUAGACUAUACGCCACGCGUAACAACACGUGUUUCGACAUGAGCGAGGCUGUCGUGUUCCACGCAACCUGGAUCCCGGGGCACGACAAGAAGAUGGAGAUGAUGAAGAAAUGUGGCAUGUGGCUUGAUAAAUAGUAAUACAAAACAAUCCUGAGAUGGAGCUAGGUGAAAGAGCAUGACGACAUUGUACAGCCAGCUAAUGUGGGCAUGCGUACUGUGUAGAUACUAGAACUGUGCCAACUUGACAUGGCUGCGCCUGGGUGUAAUGUGCGCAGCUACGUAAACCACUGACCAGCAACGGAUGAAGCCACUUCCCACAGCUCGUGUUUUACUACUUACUUUAGCCAUAGCCCUAAUAAAUCGAACUGUGUGUUUGAACCCGAGUAGGCCUAGUUCAAAUAUCAAUGGCUUCCUUAAUGACCAAAGUCAACAGGGUGACACACUAAAUUAGUCGCUAGAAAUGAUUGUAAGUAUCAGCUUGGGUUUAAACAAAAAGAGAUGUCUUACUUGUAGGUACGGAUUGAAAUCACGGCAGGAAUCGUCAUUGUUACUUUCAUACCAGCCAAACUCAGUGGAAUGUUUUGCUCCUUCAAAUGCAUUUUAUAAGUCACACAUAUACAUAUAAUACAUAAUAAGCUGACGUCAGGGGUGACGAAUACUGAUGGUUCUUGCAAAGAACAUUGGAAUUUGACAGAAAAAUAACACUCGCGUCUGGGAGCACGGACGGAAUCUGAUUGGAGCCCAGAUCGAUGGUUAAAAGGUCGAAAUACUGAUACUAUUUAACGCAUUACUUCAAACUUCCCAAAAGGAAUCCUGUAAUAUUCCCAAAGCAAUUGUCAGGGUGAAAAAAGUACAUGUGUGUGUACUUUCUUCUCGUAUACGGUACCAACAGCGAUUACUGUUUCCAAUCAGAUUCCGUCCGUGCUCCCAGACGCGAGUGUUAUUUUUCUGUCAAAUUCCAAUGUUCUUUGCAAGAACCAUCAGUAUUCGUCACCCCUGACGUCAGCUUAUUAUUUCCACUCACGUGAGCUCUCCAAAGGCGCCUGUUUUGCAUUUGUGAUAUCGUAAAUCAAUGCCGCCGUCCCGAAAGCUUUUAUGUUCACACAGUUUCCGUAUCAUAGAGCUGAUUUAUCAAACAGCUGAUCCCUAAGGUUUGAAAGAAACUUUGCUCGUUCGUUUCUCAUAAGGAUUGUAUUGCUUUGAAUGGAAAGAAAAACGGCGGUGAGGACCUCGUAUUUGUGUUGUUCAUGUACAAUCCCUCGAGUAAUAAACCUCUUCGACAUUCUCGUUCUAUCAGGGGAUUGGGUGGGUAAUAUAAAACACAACAUUACUGGUUGGCACUUCAGGGAAACUGUUAACGACAGGGUUUGUGUUGAAUUAACCACACAGUUUGCUUAAGGCACGACUUAACCCGUUUAUGUACUCAAAUCACAAACUGCCUGUAAAAAAAAAGCAAAUCGUAGCAUUUUAUUGAAUAUUUUCUCAACUUCUGACAAUCGUAUUUACAAAACUUCUUUACAUUUCCAUACCCAAUCCUUUACGUUUAUCGUAACAAUUCAUAUAUUAUACAUUUAAUUUGACUUUAUCUGGUCUCGUAUCGUCUUGAUAUUGGCCUCAAAUGUAGAGUUGCAACAUCCACCAUCAAUAUGCAGAAAAUAAAACGAAAUGCAUUAUGAA
Messenger RNA from Acanthaster planci (crown-of-thorns starfish), 3509 nucleotides. RefSeq lists its product as uncharacterized. The record is from RefSeq and is a predicted model, not a curated record. Gene Ontology annotation, molecular function: glycosyltransferase activity. Gene Ontology annotation, cellular component: Golgi apparatus. NCBI's taxonomy places the organism in Eukaryota, Metazoa, Echinodermata, Asteroidea, Valvatida, Acanthasteridae.